Orussus abietinus is the source of this 1707-nucleotide messenger RNA. Its product is annotated as polymerase delta-interacting protein 3. Gene Ontology annotation, biological process: mRNA export from nucleus. Lineage: Eukaryota; Metazoa; Arthropoda; Insecta; Hymenoptera; Orussidae. Gene Ontology annotation, molecular function: mRNA binding. Bases 136 to 1422 code for a protein of 428 amino acids. Gene Ontology annotation, cellular component: nucleus. The record is from RefSeq and is a predicted model, not a curated record. The transcript is spliced from 7 exons.
UGCAUUUUGAGUAGUCUAAAGCCACUCUUUUUUCACUUGUAAUCGAAGACUCAUACAUUUCAAUUCCUUGGACAAAACCAGACAAAACGGCUUGAUAUUUCUUCCUUGAUUGUUCCGUUUAGUUGGUGUUGCGGUAUGGCAAAUGCAGGCUUGAGUUUAGAUGACAUAAUUAAAAAGACGAAGCCUUCAGGAAUGAGUGGCCGAGGAGGAUUGCGCCGAGGAGUUGGCCGAGGUGGGCGAGUAAGCGAGCCGGUUAGAAGUCGAGGAUCACAUUCGGUAACAGAUGCCCGAUUUAAGAUAAUACAAAAGAAUAGGGAAAAACUCACCGAUGCACGAGAUAAACUUGCAGAGAUUGCCAAACAAUCUGACGCGAGACUGAAGUUAGAGAAAAUUCGGGCGUCGCAAUUCAAGAAAAUAGAUCUCCUGCAUUCCAGUAUUUCCCGAAAGACUGGCAGAAAUGGACGAAUAUCACUGACGACCAAUAAAAUGGCCGCGAUACCACCGCAUCCUCCUCCGAUGACUUACACGUCAGGACAUUUAAGGAACUCGGGAUACAGACCGUCUGCACCUGUAGAACCACAUUAUGUUGAUGAUUUUAACAUGGAUUAUAAUGAAGAUUAUUACAUGGAGUCGGCACCAUUAAGGCGUACUGUCAGUAAUGAGUAUGCCCCUACACCACCACCACCUCUGCCUGUGUUCACAUUGAAGCCAUCGUCUCCAUACAUUUGGGUAAAUGUUCCCGGUGGAAACAGUUCGAGGAGCAUGCCUCCCCGUCUGACAGAGAGCGAGAGACCACGAGAUUUUAAAGUGGUGGCUCGUAGUUCAGCGCCAAAACUUAGCUCGCCUUCGUAUCGAGACGACUGGUCAUUUGGCUCAAAAUCUCGGACCAUCUUAUCAGAGGGUCCUCCAGAAAGCAAGUACUACGAGUCCAGGUCCCAUAGAGAGUCGCGAGAUGUCGGAGUGAAAUCAAGACUAGAUUCGAUGCCCAGUAAGCCACGAUUAAUGUCGUCGGAGAGACCGAUGGGUCCUAUAGCUAGGCCAAAGUCUAGCUCAAGUUCAUCGACAUCUACUGGAUAUCGAAUUGUUGUGUCAAAUCUACAGGCAAAUGUGACUCAAGAGGAUAUUAAGGAGCUGUUCGAAGAUGUCGGAGAACUGCUCGUAUCGAGAUUAGUGCGACCGGGCACUGCAGAGGUAAUUUACAAAACAUUGAAGGAUGCUACUAAAGCAGUGGAAACGUAUCAUAACCGACUGCUCGAUGGUCAUCCGAUGAAGUGUCUGCUAGUGAACCCUCGGCCGAAAAAUAAUCCAACUGCUCCAGCAAUUAGACCGUUAACAGAGACUAGAAGAAACGCCAGCUCGAGUUAUGUACAGCCAAGUUUAGGCGCAAUCCAUCGCGCUUUAUUCGACGACUGUCGCAAUUAACAUUAAUUGUACAAUCGAUUAAUCCUUUACCAAUCCAAGGAAUAUAAAUUACCACGAGUUAAUGAAGUAAACUGUGCUACAUUUUUAUCCCACUUUGUAUGUAUUGUUAACGAUAUAUCCAAAAGUUCUCUUCCCUUUAUUUUAAUUCGUGUGGAGCAUCGGCACUCUCAACCGACACGCAAGCACCAACAUCACAGAAGUUUUGAAGAAAAUUGUAAAACCGAAUGGCGCAGUUUUUCUUGUAUAUUUACUACAUUAAAAUAAACAUACACAAUCUACAGUUAA